AUGGGUGUCAUAAGGAAAAAUGCAGCCUCGCGCGGCGGCGACGGUGGCACCAAAUACCACUGCGAUGUUUGCUCUAUCGAUAUCACCUCCACCGUCCGCAUAUCCUGCGCAAAUCCCGCUUGUCGCGAAUACGAUCUGUGUGUACCCUGUUUUGCUCGCGGAGAGCACUCUAAAAAUCACGAUCCCCGCACGCAUGAAUACCAUGUGGUGGAACAGAACUCGAUCCCCAUUUAUACAGAGGACUGGGGUGCCGAUGAAGAACUGUUACUGCUCGAAGGCUCUGAGAGGUAUGGACUCGGUUCGUGGGCCGACGUAGCAGAGCAUAUUGGAGGGUAUCGAGAGAAGGACGAAGUUCGCGACCACUACAUCAACACCUAUAUCAACAGUUCGCGGUUCCCUCUCCCUGAACUGGCCGAUCCUGCAGACACCCGACUAUUUGAACGUAUACCCAAGGAUGAAUUCCAAGCGCGCAAAAAGCGGCGCAUUGAAGAACGUAAGGAAGCGGCGAAGUCAGCUCCCCCUGCCACGCCCAAGCAGAAACCCACUGCCUCGGUACCAGCUUGUCACGAGGUGCAAGGUUUUAUGCCUGGUCGUCUAGAAUUUGAGACCGAGUUUGCCAAUGACGCCGAAGAAGCAGUUCAGCAUAUGUCCUUCGAGCCUGGUGAUGGUCUUGACCCUGUCACAGGACAGAUGGAUGAGGAGACCACGUUGAAAAUGACAGUCUUCGACAUCUACAACUCUAGACUAAAAGCGAGAACAGACCGAAAACGAAUUAUUUUCGAGCACAACUUACUAGAAUACAAAAAGAACCAGCUUAUUGAUAAGAAGAGAACGAAGGAGGAGAAAGAUUUGCUUCACAGAGCCAAGCCUUUUGCCCGAAUGAUGAACCACGAAGAUUUCGAGGCAUUGAAUAGGGACCUCCUUCUUGAGCACAACUUGCGCAUUGCCAUUUCUCAGUUACAGGAAUGGAAGCAGAUGGGUAUUAGCGACUUGAGAGGUGGCGAGAAAUACGAAGCUGAUAAACAAGCCCGUGCUCUACGGAAUCAACCCCAGGGACAGUUUGACAGGAUGCCUCAGAUACCUAAGAAGGGCAGCCAAAUCCAACAACCCGAUCUGCCCACAGAAGCAUCCAAGUUGACCACACCCGAAUUGCCUCUCCGGUUUCAGCGCAAACAGAAAACGGUACCUCAGUUCGCUGACAGUCAGCCCGCCGUGCAGAACGACUUUGAUAAACUCUUUGCGGAGGCCAGCGGUCCAGACAGCUCUGCAGGUCCGAAACCUAAAGUUCGCUAUGUGGUGCAGCCUUUGAAUGGGACGACCCCAUGGAAGUUGGAAGAGGAUAAAGCGUAUGCUCCUGAUCUGCAGCUCUUGAGCGAGGAAGAAAUUCAAUUGUGCAACACACUCCAUAUUCGACCGAAGCCAUAUCUUGCACUCAAAGAAGGCUUAUUGAAGGAAGCCAUGAAACAAGGCGGGCAGAUGAAGAAAAAGGAGGCUCGGGGAGUCUGCAGGAUCGAUGUCAAUAAAGCUAAUCGCAUAUUCGAUUUCAUGAUACACUCUGGGUGGAUUGCAAAGGCGUGA
Molecule: messenger RNA, 1578 nt
Organism: Fonsecaea pedrosoi CBS 271.37
Lineage: Eukaryota; Fungi; Ascomycota; Eurotiomycetes; Chaetothyriales; Herpotrichiellaceae
Exons: 2
Coding region: 1-1578 (525 amino acids)
Biological process (GO): chromatin remodeling; regulation of transcription by RNA polymerase II
Cellular component (GO): nucleus; SAGA-type complex
Molecular function (GO): protein binding; chromatin binding; zinc ion binding
Source: RefSeq, a predicted model, not a curated record